AGUCUUCUCAUGCUGCCUCUGCCAUCUUCUCAGUCAGAAGACAUCAUUUCAACUCUAACGCAGCAUGAUCGAAACAUACAGUCAACCUUCUCCCCGCUCUGUGGCCACUGGACCACCUGUCAGUAUGAAAAUUUUUAUGUAUUUACUUACAGUUUUUCUUAUCACCCAGAUGAUUGGGUCAGCGCUUUUUGCUGUGUAUCUUCACAGAAGAUUGGACAAGAUAGAAGACGAAAGGAAUCUUCAUGAAGAUUUUGUGUUCAUGAAAACGAUACAGAGAUGCAAUAAAGGAGAGGGGUCCUUAUCCUUACUCAACUGUGAGGAAAUUAGAAGCCGGUUUGAAGACUUGGUCAAGGAUAUAAUGCAAAACAAAGAAGUAAAGAAGAAAGAAAAAAACUUCGAAAUGCACAAAGGUGAUCAGGAGCCUCAAAUAGCAGCACAUGUCAUCAGUGAGGCCAGUAGUAAAACAGCCUCUGUUCUCCAGUGGGCCCCCAAAGGAUACUACACCCUAAGCACCAACCUGGUAACCCUCGAAAACGGGAAACAGCUGGCCGUGAAAAGACAAGGACUCUAUUACAUCUACACCCAAGUCACCUUCUGUUCCAAUCGGGAAACUUUGAAUCAAGCUCCAUUUAUAGCCAGCCUCUGCCUGAAGUCCCCAAGUGGAUCGGAGAGAAUCUUACUGAGAGCUGCAAACACCCACAGUUCUUCCAAACCAUGCGGGCAGCAAUCCAUUCACUUGGGAGGAGUCUUUGAAUUACAACCGGGUGCUUCGGUGUUUGUCAAUGUGACUGAUCCAAGUCAAGUGAGCCACGGGACCGGCUUCACAUCAUUUGGCUUACUCAAACUCUGAACGGUGUAAGCCGGGAGGCUGCGGCUGGGCUGAUGCUGGUGGUCUUCACAAUCCAGGAAAGCAGUUAAGAUAACUCCCCCGUUGAACUGCCUAUUUAUAACCCUAGUAUCCUCCUGACGGAGAACUAUUUAUUAUACAUCCUAAGGCAUGUAGGGCUGCAAUGAGUAAAUUACCAGGCAGGGGAAACCCCAACAGGCCCUGAUCCAUAAGAGCUUAUAUUCUGAAGCAGCAACUCCACUGACACAGACGUUCAGAGUCCUGUGAAAAGACACCAUUAUGCACAGCUCGAAUUUGAGUAAACAGCAGAAAAUUAGCCAAGUUUAGUUUUGUUUCUUUGCAUGCAGUGUCUUUCAGUGGAGGAUGUAUUUGAUUUCUCAGUGAAGAUGCUGAAGGGAAACGGGGAGCUUCAGCUCACAUUCAAUCAUGGUGGAUUCUGGGUCCCCAGGGCCCUGGUGGAGGUGGGGCAGACUUCAGGAAGUAUAAGGCAGUAGAGAACCAAAACCCUGCCCCCACCAGCCACCCUGACACUCAUUCUCAUCCUCUCUUUCUCUCCUACAUACACAGACACACACACACACACACACACUGAGUCAGGCUGUUGCUCAUCAAGUAUCUUAUUUCAACCCUGUUCCUGUCUCCACUACUGUCGAUGGGGUGGGGGGUGGGGGGGAAGAGAAGUUGGCUCUGAGGCUGCACACUCCUCCCUGAGAAAUGACUGUAUUUAAAGGAAACCUAUUGUAUCUACCUGUAGUCCUCAUUGUUUCCAGAAUGAACUUGUGAUUAUCUUAUUUAUUUUUUGAAUAAUAAAGAUCUCUUAACAUGAUUGUUGUUACUUAGCAUCUGAAGCCCCAGGCCAGGUUGCGGGGGUGUGAGUUUCGGGGAGAGGAAGAGUGUGGUGUUUUCAGAAACUUGGUUCUGAAGCUUGUGGCACCACAAAAUAUCUUGGUGACAGUACACUCCCUGGAGGGCUGUGAUAGCCUCUGAUGGAUGACACGGGAGCUUAGCCAGUGAGAAGCUUGCUCUGGAAACGUUGCAGGGGAUUGCAAAGAGGCUGGGUUUUCUUCUCGAUUAGUCACAGCUAAGUGAAGCUUAAAUGAGAAGCAGUUGCUUAUCUUUUUAAUAGCUGUCGAAGUGGUUCCACCUUAGGUAAGAGGGCAUGGAACAGGGAAGCAUUUGUCCCUCGGUCUUGUCACCUCCAAUUGAGGGGGUUUUCACACAAGAAGCCCAGAGCGGCUUCAUCAUCCUUACCAGUAGAGGGCCCUUCCUCUGGUAAAUACAAGCAGAAAAACAUUACUGUAGCAAUAAGAAUGAGGCUGAGGAGAGGUCGGCACAGUUCUCGGCUGCUGGUCCUGCUUUUUGGUCCUCUGGACAGCACAAUCGCUUCUUGGCUGAGUGACUCAGAAGGCCUUAGAGCAUGAAUUUCUAACAUGAGGCUGAAGAGUUGCUGGGCAAACUUGCUGGCUUGUGUACUUUCUCCAAGAGAAGUUUGGUCUGAGCCUGGGUGACAUUGUAGGUUCAGAGAUAUGUCCACAGUGCUAUCUUGUCCUCCGGAGUGAAGAUCCUUCUACAGUGUCACUCUCACAUGGGAGACUUGAAGGAAGAGGGGCAGCAGCUGUGGCAGCAAGAAGACCCUGGUCAUGAUCUUCUCACACGGAGGCCAGGCCCCCAUCUUGCUGACGGGAAGGCUUGGCCCAGUCCCAAGAGAAGACAAUACACCGGCCAUGACUGUCCUCGCCUCACGGUUGCUGAGAACCCACUGUGGAGCACAGCCUUGGGUGGGCAAGAGGGUCAUUAGAAGGGAGUUCAUGUUCAGGCCUUUCUACCCUCACAUCCUCUGAUUGAAACCUUGUCCCUGAACCUCACCCUGCCUUCUUCUUCUUUGGAAACCAUGAUGUUCCAGGCUAUCUCCACCUCUAGGAACUGAGUGGCUAAUAAAAUGUUAUC
Messenger RNA from Capra hircus (goat), 2794 nucleotides. RefSeq names its product CD40 ligand (gene CD40LG). The record is from RefSeq and is a predicted model, not a curated record. Gene Ontology annotation, molecular function: tumor necrosis factor receptor binding. Bases 65 to 850 code for a protein of 261 amino acids. The transcript has 5 exons. Gene Ontology annotation, biological process: immune response. Gene Ontology annotation, cellular component: membrane. Lineage: Eukaryota; Metazoa; Chordata; Mammalia; Artiodactyla; Bovidae.